Molecule: messenger RNA, 3954 nt
Organism: Macrobrachium nipponense
Lineage: Eukaryota; Metazoa; Arthropoda; Malacostraca; Decapoda; Palaemonidae
Product: zinc finger CCCH domain-containing protein 15 homolog
Exons: 9
Coding region: 111-1400 (429 amino acids)
Biological process (GO): cytoplasmic translation
Cellular component (GO): cytosol
Molecular function (GO): mRNA binding; metal ion binding
Source: RefSeq, a predicted model, not a curated record
UUCUCUCCUGUCAGCAUUGCUCGUCAACCGAUUCCCGAGUCCUCGCAGCUGAUGGACACGUUGUUGUUAUUGUUGUCAUAAUUUCGGACACUGGUUAAAUUAAUGCAACGAUGCCUCCCAAAAAUGGCCAGAAGGCAGGGGCUACUCAGUCCAAGAAAACGGAACAAAAGAAAAAAGAUAAAAUCGUCGAGGACAAGACUUUUGGUCUGAAAAAUAAGAAAGGUGCCAAACAGCAGAGAUUCAUUCAACAAGUACAACACCAGGUGAAAUAUGGUGGCAAUAAAUCAGCUCGAGAAUUGGAAAAGGAAAAAGAGAAUCUGCUGAAGAAGAAGGAAGAUAAGAAGAAGGAGCUGGCAGAAAUAAAUGCCCUCUUCAAGCCUGUCCAGCAGAUGGCUGGCAAAGGAACGGAUCCAAAAUCAAUUUUAUGUGCGUUUUUCAAGCAAGGAACUUGCACAAAAGGAGCUAAAUGUAAAUUUUCCCAUGAUUUGACUGUUGAACGAAAGAGUGAAAAACGAAGUGCUUAUGUUGACGUCAGAGACUGUGAAGAAACAAGUGCUGACUGGGAUGAAGAAAAGCUUGCUGAUGUGGUGGAGAAGAAGCAUGGCAAAGAGAAGAAUAAGCCUACAACAGACAUAGUGUGCAGGUACUUCUUGGACGCUGUAGAAAGUGGCAAAUAUGGGUGGUUCUGGGAUUGUCCAAAUGGCAAUACCUGUAUUUAUCGUCAUGCAUUGCCACCUGGUUUUGUCCUGAAAAAGGAUCGCAAGAAGUUGGAUAAACAAGACCAGAUCAGUUUAGAAGACCUCAUUGAAAGAGAGCGUGCUGCUCUUGGAAGCAAUACAACUAGAGUAACCCUAGAAACAUUCUUGGCAUGGAAAAAGAGGAAACUAAAAGAAAAGGAAGAACAGGAGAAGAAGGACUCUGAUAAGAAGAAAAAAGAUUACAAUAUGGGCAGGGAUGUUGGGUUAUCUGGAAGAGAAAUGUUCACAUUUAAUCCUAACUUAGCUUCUGGUGGCGAUGAUCUAGAAGAGGGCGACGAGUCUGUAGAUGUUAGAAACCUGGACAGGGAUCCUGAAGAUGACGAAGAGGAAGAUGAAGAAAUAAAUUACAAGGAGAUCAACGUGAAUGACCUGCUCUCUGAGUACCAAGAAGCAGAAGCUUCCUCUGGUCUUUCUAUAGCAAACCCUGAUCGACUGCAACAGCUACGAACUGAUCUUGGAUUGAAUGCAGCUGCUUCUAAUGCUGAUGGUGAUACAGAUGAAGGUGUGUCACAGGAUGAAGGUGCUGUGGGUGGUGUGGCUGAAGAUGAACCAUCUGUUGAUAUUGAUGAAGACCUGUUUGAUGGGGAUGAUGAUGAUUUAGAAGAAUUAGAAGAAGAACUAGAAGAUAUGACUGUAGUAUAGUAAUUUCAGGACUUAUUAGAAUACUAAGAGUUUGAUGCACUGGAUAAACACUUCUUAUCAUUGCUGGGUCUUUAGACAGCAGUACUGAUGCUAAUUUUAUAAGGACAAAUAAAAUGAUAAGCAGUACAUUAAGCGAGAAGAUAAACUCUUGAGUGUUACUUCGUAUGUCUUGGAAGUGACUUGCUUUCAUUGCCAAUUUAACAGUUUAUUAUAGUUUACCAUAUUGGUUUCCCCUCUUAAUUUUAUUUUGAUAGUAAAUAAGUUAUGCAUAUUUAAUGGCAUAUGUGACUUUCAUCCACUCUGCAAAAAAAAAAAAAAAAAAAAAAAAAAAGCUCAUUAAAUCAUAGAGUUUAAUAUGUUAACCCAGACACUACUGCCAGUACAUUUAUCUGGCACAGCUUCGUUUGUACUACAAGUGCUGUAAUACUCAAAUAUUUCCCAGCAGUACUAUUAUUAAUUUCUUUUUGUUUAAUAUUUUCAGUAUGAUCUUAAUAAUUGAUGUCACCAUAGGUGUAAAGACAACUGCAGAUUGAAAGUUGAAUGAAUGCAUAAUUGCGCAGACAGAUCAGCAUACAUGUAGAAAUAAUAAAUUUAUAGCACAUUCAUAAAACAAGGAAUAUUAGUAUUAGCCAUUGUGUGUUUGUACAGCUUCAUUGCUGUAUACCAGAAUAAACAAACUUUAAUCCAUGUUUAUAAAUUACAGUGAAACCCAAAAGUUUUGAGACUAAAUUUGUUUUAUGCAAUACAAAUAUUUUUUCUUGCUACAUUUCUAAGGUUGUCAUUUAUUUUGUAAUUGGAAGAUGGCCAUUUAAUUGUACUGCGAUAUAACACAUUUUAUCUUUUACAUUAUGGUUGAGCUCAGUGUGUUUGUCUUUGAGCAACAAUGAUGAAAAUAAUUAUUGGGCUUUGUAUUGUAUGUGUGAAUGCAAGUGCAAACUGUUUGUUUAUUAUGGUAUGCUUUUGAAACAGUGUUGGGUGGGAGUAUGAAUGGAUAUGCUUGAUAAAAAGGUAGAUUUUAUAAUUUGCAAGUAUUUAAUGAUAGCCAAAGUUUUUAGCAAUCAAAAAUGGAGUUUGGAUAUUACACGACUCCUAAUAAUUAUUUGGUGUAGUUUUUGCAACUUAUUCUUUGCUCAAAUUAGUUGGUUUCACUUCUGUCUUGUCUUAUAUGCCAUCAAAUAUGGUAAUUGUUGCAGAUAUGUUUGGUACAUGAGCAUCAGCAUCUUGGUACCUACUUUAAUGGGCCCUUUUCAGCUAAGACAUUCUUAUUCAAUGUCCUAUGCAAAUUUUUCUGAGUAUAUGUUAAUUACCUUUUCUGUGUUUGUUGAAGGCAUGAAAGUUUGCAAUAUUUUUCAGACUUUAUUAAACUUUGUAGUCCCAAGUGUCUACAAUUUUUUUAGUAUGUACUAUGCCAUCAUGUUCAUCUUUAGAUAUGCAGGAUGAGAAGGAAAUUGUAUCAAUUUCUCUCUUGCUCUCUCUCAUUUCUUCUGAGUACCAUACAGUACUCUGUUUCUUCUGUAUUUUAAUUACAAUCUUUUUCAGAGUAAUUUUUUUUUAUAAAGUCAUGUUUAUAAGAGAAGAUAAGCGUAUCAUCUCCAAAUCAAUGCAGCUGCUGAAUAAUGUAUCGGCAUAAGGAAUAUUGGUGGAUAAAAACUUCUGAAGUCAAUUUGUCAGCAUUGUUUGUUACAUUUCUUAGUGCAAAACUUUUUUGCAAAGAAGGAAAGAAAGGGAUAUUGAAACUGAAUAAGUCUCAGUUUCAAAUACCUCAUCACAUUUAUAAAUAUAAUUUUAUUGCGAAUGAUGAAACUAACUGUACUGGUAUUGCAGGUUACCUCCAAGUGUGAUAUAUAUAUGUGUGCACAGGUUUAAAAUUUUAAGUGUAGCCUUACUAUCAUCGACUGAAAGACUACAAUAUCGGGCGCACAGAGCUAUACAGUGCUCCCAUACCUUGGCAGUACAGGUAUAUAUAUGAGUAUUAACAGUAUUCAAAGUUCUUAGAGAAUAUAUUGAGUCUUAAAAACUUGGCAGGCUUUUUGGUUUUUGCAUGUAAAUCAUAAUUGUAGGAUUGCAUUUAGUUAUUACAUAAUGCCUGCCAGCUUAUAAUGAAAUUUUCUUUUAUUCCAUAUAUUUGAUAUAGUCUUAAUUGCUAACCAUACCAGAAGGCCAGGAACCAGUUAGAACUUCCUGUCCGUCCAUCUACAAACCUGUCUGUUACUGGUAUGUUGUUAUUUCUAAAAAGCAUUACGACAAAGUUUAAAUUCAUUAGAACUCCAUUUAAACUAGCUUUUAUGUACAUCAGGAACUGAAUUCUAAAUAUCUGAUGCUACUGGUGUGUGUGUGUGAAUUUUAUUACAUAAAAUAUUUAUAUUUCAUGGGUUUAGUUAAAUUUUCUGUUUCAAUAAAAUGGCAUGGAUUACAAAUGUGAUAUAUUGUGUACUGUUGAUUUGACUAAUGAGCUGACUGCAGGAGGGUUCAAUAUAACCUGGUAUAGUUCUUUCUGAGCAAUGCCUUUCCUUUGUCUAGAUUAAUAAUUGAAUACAUUAAAAGUUUUUAUGGU